Amoebophrya sp. A25 is the source of this 577-nucleotide messenger RNA. NCBI's taxonomy places the organism in Eukaryota, Dinophyceae, Syndiniales, Amoebophryaceae. The record is from the annotation of a GenBank genome assembly.
CUUGCGCAUUCAUCUUUUUUGAGGCAGGCUUGAAGCAGAAAUCAAACUCCUACUUUGUGUAAGUACUUUUUGCUCUCCUCAGCAGCCCCACCCAUUCUUUUUUAGGUCUUCUAGCUUCCUCUUUUCUUAUCCAUACAACUUGUUUGUUGUUCUCUUCUUUUACAGAAGUACUUACAGAAUUGAGUUAGAAGUAGAACUCUGACGAGAGCUUUUUUUCUUGUUUGACAUCGAAGCCACACGUUGUGCAGCUCCUACACAAAAGUGUCUUCGUACCAACAUUCGCGGCGCAACAUGAUUUCGGGGUCGCUUUUUCUCCGCCUGCUGGCGGUCCAGAAGAGUAGCGAUUUCGCUUUCAUCACUGCGAUGAAGCUAGCAACUUUAUCCAAGCCGAAUCAAGACAACGGGGAUAAGGCAGAAGAAGGAGAAGAGAUCGGCACGUGAUGUAGUCACAGUGGCCAGAAACUUUCCGUCAAUCUUACAGAAUGGACUUCUGCCGGGUGGGCUCGGACCUGGCAAAGAUGGUAAACUCGAGGGGCUCGGUUCGCUGCUUUCUGGUGCUGCAGACCAACAAAAUUAC